UACACCCUCCACUUUUAUAAAUAGAUAAUUGAAGAUCGUACAAAAUGUGUGGCAAUCAUGAAUAAUCCACAAUUUAGAUUGAUUUUCAUUUUGCUUAUUCUUCUUUCUUCUCAAAUGGUGAUAGAAACAUAAGGAAGUGAAUUCAGUGAUGAUGAAUGCAAACAGAUUUGUAUUGAUAGAGGUUUUUUAGAUGGUAGAUCCUCCCCACAUUCUGAUCAUUGCCUCUGCCUCAUGCGUUUUAUUAUUAGAUGAACAUGCAAAUGGACUUGUAUUUUGUUUUUUUUCUUCGUCUUUCCAUUUUGUUUUUUUCCCUAGCUUUGUUAUUAUGUGGAAUACAUAACCCAUAAUUAUAAUCACUUGUGUGUCUUGUUUUACUUCAAUUAAUUUCAAUUUCUAUUUAGUUGCUUAAGCUUUUGUUACAAUUAUCAAGUGAUAUACUUUUUAUUUUGUAAUGUAUUGAAGAGUAAUUCAAUAUUCAGAAGUUGUGAUGUGGGCUGAUCUUCUGAUGGUUACUCAGAAGAUGUCGUUAACCAGAAGAUGUUGUCUGGGUCCCAUUAGCUUAGCUGUUUAGUUGUAAGGGUACUUUAGUAUUUUGUAGUACUGUUUGUACCUUAGACUUAUUCACUAAGUUUACUGAUUUAGGGCUUAUGUGGCAAGAUUCUUUUUUUAUAAAUAGCCUUGUAGUAGCUAUCAUUUAUUAACAACGCAAGUAGAAUACAACAAUUAUUCUCUCAUCUCUUUUGCGCCGUUAUUCUAUUAUUCUCUUUGUCACCAUCUUUAUUCAUUGUGCACCAACAAUUGGUAUCAGAGCUCCGGUUCCAAACACAGGGAAACACGAGUGAACGUGAGUUUGUGUGACUGUGUGAUUGAUUUUGUUUCUGGGAAACAAAGUUGUGUUGAAUCACAUUUUUCUUGAUUGUUUGUGGGUUGGGAAACACUGUGUGAGUGUGAGUGAAAUCUGUUUUUGUCUGCACAAGUUUAAAGAUGAGUGGAAGCAACUUGAAUACCAAACUUCUAGUUCUUGAUGGUAAAAACUGGAAUAGAUGGAUGAUUCAAAUGCGUGUAUUAUUUGGUGCUCAAGAUGUUCUAGAUCUUGUCACUGGAGGAUAUAUUCCAGUUGCAGCGGAUGCAACGGAAGAACAAAGAGAAGCGCAGAGAGAGACGAAGAAGAGAGACCAAAAGGCGUUGUUCUUCAUCCAUCAGUGUGUGGAUGUGAAUGUGUUUGAGAAGAUUGCUGAUUCUAUGACGUCAAAGGAGGCGUGGGAUAUACUGGUCAGAUGUUACGGUGGUGACGUAUCAGUGAAGAAGGUGAAGCUUCAAUCCCUGAGAAAGCAAUAUGAGAAUCUCAACAUGAAGAACAAUGAGAAAGUCUCUGAGUAUAUCUCUAGAGUGAUUGUGAUCACUAAUGAGAUGAAGGCUUGUGGAGAAACUCUUUCUGAACAAGUAAUCAUAGAGAAGAUAUUGAGGUCACUUACUCCUCAAUUUGGAAACCAUGAGAAUAGAAGAGUUGCAAAGCAGUUUAGAAGCACAAGAGUUGCGUCUGACUGAGAGAACUUCUGAGAGAGAAGUUG
Molecule: messenger RNA, 1571 nt
Organism: Vicia villosa (hairy vetch)
Lineage: Eukaryota; Viridiplantae; Streptophyta; Magnoliopsida; Fabales; Fabaceae
Exons: 2
Coding region: 985-1548 (187 amino acids)
Source: RefSeq, a predicted model, not a curated record